AGUUACCACCUUUGUGCGUUGUAAAUCAAAAAAGCGAUGGCCGAGGACUACUGUUCACGCAUUUAAGACACAUCUGGAACAAUCUCUCACGGUAUAAUCCCUAGCCAACGGUAUAUCCCCUAGCCAAUGGUGUAGCUUCGUCAAAGAUUCAAGAACUUGAUAUCUUGACAAGUAAGCUGCCUCGUUUCUUCCUGUUCUUACGCUCUCUCCUUUUCGUUAUGUUGACGGUCUUGCAGGUUUUGACUGUUAUCCUCGUUCAUUUCGCAGCCGCCGAGGUUGUACCGUUCUUGGAACCGGGUUUCUUUUUCGAUUAUAACAAGGCGGAUGACCCGGUCCCGAUCCUCCUUACUCAGCAAUGUGAAGUCAUCCACCUCAAAUGGGAUCGAUCUCAAGCUAUUGGACAAAAUCCCGUCGCUCCAUAUUCCCUCUUGGUGUACACUUCAACAAGCGAAACGGCAAGCGUCAUCGACGCUGGUAGCGGGCUGAGCUUUGAUUGGGCGGUACCUUUCCCCCCUGGAGCUCAGUACCAAAUAUGUAUGUUUGAUGUCAACGGAGUUUCGGGAGGAUGUCAAGACAUGUACACUAUGAUACCGAACUCCAACGGUACGAACGUUAGCUGUCCGAAUGUCACCUCUGCGGUUCUGUCUGCAAAUGGGACAGUGUCCCAGCCUAGCGGUCCUAUGUCUCGGUUUGGUUUUAUCAAUCAGUGCACCGAUGUAUCUGUAACACCCAACGAAGGAACGUCUCCAUUCACACUCACGAUUGCACCCGCACUCCAUCCUCCGUUCAACUUAACCUCGAAUACUAUGGAUCCAAUCACUUGGACGGUUUCUCUUCCCCGUGCAAUGCCAUUCUAUAUGUCAAUGGUAAGCUCUGAAGGAAAGCUCUGGGCGAAUGGACCUUUGCAUGUUGGUGCCUUUGGUCCGACAGAUUGUCUAGCUCCAGGAACUGUGAGCACCAAUCAUGCAAAAUCUGUCGCAGCACGUGCAGGGGUUGGAGGUCUUUUCGGCGGUGUAGCUCUCGCGGCUGGAAUUCUCAUCGCCCUAUCCAUCUGGCGCCGUCGACGUCAACGAAUGCAACUGAUAGAGAUAACAAAAGAUUUUUCUCCUUUCAAUGAUCAUAGAUCGUCGAUCGUUGUUAUCGGACAACCCCAAGGCCUUGGAAUGUCUCGCGAAGAGCGCGAACUUGAUGGUGUUUUGAUUCUGCCGACUCUUUCUGAACUAUCCCCUGCGUAUGCAUCGUCGGGUAUACACCCGUCUCGUGUGUUCGACGGGACUAGUUCGGCCUGGAAUCAGGAGGUUGACUCAGAAAGGGGUUUACCGCCGUCGUAUUCAUACCACGGACGUCAAGGUUCUCGCGAACGUCCUCGCAUCAUGCCUGGAGGAAAGACGGGACGUUAGUAUGUGUAUGAUCUGGUUCGAUGUAAAACGAGAAGCAGAACAGGACUUGUAGCUAUUUGCGUUGAGCAGGUUCAGAACAAUUUUCGAUCACUGUUCCUAUCUGUAACCCAUUUCCCCAGGCUCGUACUGUUACAGAUCAAUCUGUGUGUGUGUAAGGUGCUUACACGUCGUGAUCUUCAGAACUCUUUCAGUCGUGUCUCCGGGGUCUGUUGGCUUUGAUUUCAUCAUCCCGGGGAACUCAUCUACCAAAGAACUUACGAUCCACAAGGUGCUAGCUACGAUCAACUACAGUGAUAUCAGGUAUGAUUUCCGGUAGUCAUUGGUAAGUCAUUGGGCAGGCAUCAUCCUGAUAUUUGAAAACUAUCACCGAGAACAAUAGUAAGAAGCGAUAUGCAUGGAGAAACCUUCCGGAUCCGGUCCGGGAAGGGCCGGGCAAAGACAAGCACCCCCGAGUUCGAGAGCUUAAGCUUGUA
Molecule: messenger RNA, 1873 nt
Organism: Desarmillaria tabescens
Lineage: Eukaryota; Fungi; Basidiomycota; Agaricomycetes; Agaricales; Physalacriaceae
Exons: 12
Coding region: 219-1400 (393 amino acids)
Source: RefSeq, a predicted model, not a curated record